Gadus chalcogrammus (walleye pollock) is the source of this 2962-nucleotide messenger RNA. RefSeq names its product AFG2 AAA ATPase homolog B (gene afg2b). The transcript is spliced from 10 exons. The record is from RefSeq and is a predicted model, not a curated record. Lineage: Eukaryota; Metazoa; Chordata; Actinopteri; Gadiformes; Gadidae. Gene Ontology annotation, molecular function: ATP binding; ATP hydrolysis activity. Bases 317 to 2563 code for a protein of 748 amino acids.
GACACAUGUCAUUUUGUAAACAGUUGCCAUGCUUUUACUCGAAACGUAUCCACUGUGAUUAAAAGUGUCAUACUACUACACUAUUACACAGUUUCAGGUUUAUACACAUCUGCCGGUGAGCAUUUUUACAGUGGUUGUCCUGAUUUAUAGCUUGCGAAGUUAGCUUCAGCGUUAUAAGGACAAUAAAUAGCUGUUUGGUUCACUGUAAAUACUUCAUAGACCGCAAAUACAAGUGUUACAACGUUAGUCACCGGUUCAGCAAAUCAGCAAUGUGGUCCAUCUGACUUUUGUGAUAUUAGAGAACGAAUUACGAAGAAUGUCUCUCCGAGUUUUAACCCAGGAUUCAGCAGAUCGUGGGAGUCAAAGAUGCAGAGUGGGCUUAGGCUUGAUGUCAACCCAUGGACUUAAUUUGGGUUCUCCUGUGCUUGUGUAUAUUGCGGGAGGAACAUGCCUAUGUACCGCCUGGCCCAGAAGUGACCUGACCGAGGGCUUCAUACAGAUCGAUCUGAAAUGUGUCACUCCAAAUCUGAUAGCUCAACCAUCUCUUAAACUCUCCCUCGGUCCCAGUCAGCUCACACCUCUAACCUGCUCCAAGCUGAGACACAUUAAGGUCACUGUGGUUGUCCAGAGUGUAGACUUUAGGAAAAAAACGCCUCUACACAUCAUCAUUGAACUUGUGAAGGACAUGAUGAAAGGUGUUUACGUGCGGAAGAAACACGUCGUCAACGUUGAGGAUUGGGAUGCAGAAAUUAAAUACGUUGUCGUUGAGGAAGUCAGCCCAGAUUGUGAUGAUGCUGGAUUGGUCACAGCCAAGACCAGCGUGAACAUAGUGGGAACCCAGACACAAAGACACUUCCAAAGGCAGCUGCGAGACAAGCCAGUGGAUCCACUGGGUGGGCUGGACGAGGUGUGUGCAUCCCUGCGAGAGAUGUUGGAGCUGCCUCUGUUCUACCCGAGUACCCUGAGCUCCCUGGGGGUGUCCUGCCCCAGAGGGGUGCUCCUGGCCGGGCCCCCCGGCGUGGGGAAGACCCAGCUGGUGCGCAGAGUGGUGGGGGAGGUGGGGGCCAGCCUGGUGGUGGUCAGAGGACCGGAGGUGGUGGGGUCGCGGCCCGGCGAGAGCGAGGAGGCGCUGCGGGCCGUGUUCGCGCGGGCCCGGGCCGAGGCCGACGAGGGUCCGUGCGUCCUGUUCCUGGACGAGGUGGACUCCCUGUGCCCCAGGAGGACGGGCUCGUCGGCGCCGGAGAACCGCGUGGUGGCCCAGCUCCUCACCCUGAUGGACGGGAUGGACCAAUCGGAUCGCUUCCUCAUCGUCGGCGCCACCAACCGGCCGGACAGCCUGGACCCCGCCCUGCGCCGGCCCGGGAGGUUCGACCGAGAGGUGGUCAUGGGAGCACCCACCCAGCAGCAGAGGGAGGCCAUCCUGGGUGUACUCUGCGGGAAGAUGCCGCUGGCCCCCAGCGUGGACAUGGCCGACCUGGCUCAGAGGACGGUCGGAUACGUGGGGGCGGACCUCGGAGCCCUGAGCAGAGAGGCGGCCAUGUGCGCCAUCCGACACAACGCGCAGAGAUCUGGAGGGCAGGAAAUAGAUAUGAGUCACUUCCAGCAAGCACUGAAGACGGUGCUUCCUUCCUGCCUGCGGAGCAGCCUGGGCAGGACGGACUUGGCUCCGGUCUCAUGGGAGCAGAUAGGAGGCCUGCAGGACGUCAAACUCAAACUCAUACAGAGCAUUGAGUGGCCGAUGAAGCACCCGGACGCCUUCAUGCGCCUGGGCCUGAGUCGGCCGCGGGGGGUGCUGCUCUACGGACCCCCGGGGUGCGCCAAGACCACCCUGGUGAGGGCCGCCGCCGCCGCCUCCCACUGCUCCUUCCUGUCCGUCAGCGGGGCCGACCUCUACUCGCCCUACGUGGGCGACUCCGAGAGGGCUCUCGCUCAGCUGUUUCAGCAGGCGCGGGCCUGCACCCCUUGUAUCCUGUUCCUCGAUGAGAUCGACACUGUGAUUGGCUCACGGUCCGGCGGUGAGUCGCCCAACAGCGUGCAGACGCGCCUCCUCUCCGUGCUCCUGAACGAGCUGGACGGGGUGGGCUUUAAGACCCUGGAGAGACGAGGGACACAGAGGGUUCUACAGGCAGAGGGGCACGAGCAGAGUCCUGCAGACCAACAGAAAUUGGAUUACCAAGAGGUCUGCAACAAAGACGUGAUGAUCAUAGCAGCAACUAACCGACCAGACGCCCUGGACAGCGCCCUCCUGAGGCCUGGAAGGCUAGACCAGAUCAUAUAUGUCCCUCCUCCUGACCCAGAGGCUCGCCUGGCCAUCCUGAGGGUGUGUACAGGAUCAAUGCCCGUCGACGCAGAUGUGUGUUUGGAAGAACUUGCCGCCAAGACAGAGCUUUACUCUGGAGCAGACCUAGAAAAACUGUGCAAAGAGGCUGCUCUGUUGACUCUGCAAGACGAGGGCAUGGACGCAUGUUCGAUCAAACACACAAACUUCUUGAAGUCUCUGGACGCGAUGAGCCCCUCCCUCACAGCCCAACAGAUCAACACCUACCAGACACCACUCUCGUGACGAAUUACAGUUUAUGAUUUUAUCUGCUUCCUUGUUGGAAUAAAGUCAACAAACCUGUAUGCCUCAAAGCAGUCUCUCAUUUGUCCUGCCAUUUUAAAACACUUUAUGCAGAAUUCCCCCUGACCAUCCCACUAGAGACGUAGCACUGAAAUCCUUACAACAAUCAUAAAGUAGAACAUGAUUCAUCUAACCAACAAGGGACAGAAGAGGGCAGUAUUAACUGAGUAAAAGGUUGAACUCAAGCCAAGUUCAAUCACAUUAGGUAUCAGCUUCCAGCCAUUGAAAUACCAGACAGGAAGUUGUGAGUGUGUGGACGUGCCUGGGCGCUCGUAGCGUCGCUAGGGUAGACUACAUCAGACGACGGAGCUGCAUUCAGAAUCCUCAAGACACCCUGCAACA